GAAAUCGUCGCUAUCCCAACUUGUGAAAACAAAUCAGAUGUUUAGAAAAGUUUUGGUUUAAUCGGUGUGUCAUGAAUGAGAUUACUGUUUGUUGAUGUUCAUUUUAAAUGUGAGUGGGUUGGUAUGACUAAUAUGAUAAAUCGAAGGCUGAAACAUCUUAUUUAUAAAUACAUUAUUUGUUGCUCAUUUUACGUGUUACUGUGAUUUCCAAAAGAAUGGAUAUUUACACCAAAAAUAAAUAAUAUAUUCAUUGUGUCAUUUGGUCUGUCACUUCGGUGGUAUCUUGUUUCGAAAAUGUGAUUACGUUAGAAAAAACUUUUGAUAUUUUGAGUGUUUAUUGAUGAAUCGACUGUGUUUUAUAAUUUAAAGAAAUUUAUUUUGAUCCAUUCAUCAUGGUUGUGCAAAAUAAUUCGUCCACCGAUCUUGUGUCAACACCUUUAAAAAGUGAUAAAAAACAUAGGUUAAAACAAAGAUUUGAUGUCCAGCGUAAACUUGGCCAAGGCACUUAUGGGAAAGUACAGUUGGCCGUUAAUCGUGAAACUGGACAAGAGGUUGCAAUUAAAACCAUCAAGAAGAGCAAAAUAGAAAGUGAGCAGGAUCUCAUUAGAAUACGAAGGGAGAUUCAGAUUAUGUCAUCGAUUCAACACCCACACAUCAUCCACAUUUAUGAAGUUUUUGAAAAUAAAGACAAAAUAGUCCUUGUUAUGCAGUUUGCCAGUGGUGGAGAGUUGUACAAUUAUCUUAGUGAGAAAAAAGUUCUUUCAGAUUUAGAAGCACGUAGAAUAUUUCGCCAGAUAGCUGCUGCUGUAUAUUAUUGUCAUAAAAACAAAAUUUGCCAUAGAGAUUUAAAACUUGAAAAUGUGCUAUUGGAUGAAAAGGGAAAUGCCAAAAUUGCUGACUUUGGCUUGUCGAAUGUAUUUGAUGAGAAAAAUCUCCUUAAUACCUAUUGUGGAAGUCCAUUAUAUGCAUCGCCAGAAAUUGUAAAGGGAGUUCCUUAUUAUGGACCUGAAGUUGAUUGUUGGAGUAUGGGUGUCCUGUUAUACACUUUAGUAUAUGGAGCCAUGCCUUUUGAUGGAAGCAACUUCAAAAAGCUAGUGACACAAAUAUCUGAGGCUGAUUAUUUUGAGCCUAAGAAAAAAUCAAAUGCUUCUGAUUUAAUACGUAAGUUAUUGACUGUUGAUCCUACUAAGCGUGCAACGAUAGUUGAUAUAUGUGUGGACUACUGGGUGAACCUAGGCUACGAACAUUCUUUGCUGCAAGUAGCUGCAGACAUGGCAAACCUGACACCUGUACGAUUAGAUUUGUUAUUAGCAUUAGCCCCUGGUUCUCCCAUCCCUCAAGAAGAAUUAGAAUUUGAAAAGCCAUUAACUGAUGAUGUAACUUUAUUAAAUAGAACUAUUGAAAAAGAUAUCCCUGAUGAAGAGGAAGAAGAAGAAGAUGAUUACAAUCCUGACACUGCAGCAAAUAGCUUUGCGUUUAUGAAAGGAAGUCGCGCUAGUCAAUUAAGUAUUAGUUCCCCUAAUCUGCAAGAAGCAGUUGAUGAAUACGCUGAAGAAAGUGAAGAGGAGUUCCUUCCGGCUGAUAUUGCAGCUGCUCUACAGACAGAGUGUGGCAAGAGGUUAGCUGAGAGCUCAUUUGGAUCCAGCCUUGCCAGGGUUUCAAGUUUAGCACACCAGAGUAAGAAACCUAAGAAGUCCGAUUCAGUUAAUGUUAAAAAGGAAUUAGCUAAGACUGGGACUGAUAAACUUGAGAAACAAAUUGAAAAAGUUCCAGAGGCUUCUAGCAACAAAGCAAAAUCUGACAUUCCCUCUACUAAAGAAAAUGGCAUGCAAAAAUCUGUUGAUAAAUCUAAUUCACAAACUCCCAGCAAAAAAGACUCCAUGUCUGGAGAUCAGAAAAUUGUUAAAGACCCUAGUAAUUUAAAUGAAAUUAAUCAGAAAGAUAGCAAAGAUUCUCUGGUUAGAUUAAAUGAGUCUCAAACCACAGUUAAUCGUAGAGAAUCUCUGACUAACUCAGAAGAAAAAGAAAACAAAAAAAUGGGUCGUCCUCCUGGUAAAAUUGUAAUACCUAAAACUUUUGAUUCUCCACAAUCAACUCCAUCUCCAAAACCUAUGUCAGUUAAAAAGUUAUUAAACUCUGAAAGCAAAUCUUCAUCUGAAUGUAAUGCGCAAUCAAAAACUACUCCCUUGAAUAGCCCUGAAGUAUCUCAGAAAGAUGAAAAACGGAGGGAUUCUGUUGGAACUCCUGUAGAGGAUAUUAAUAAAAAUGUAAUUAAAAAUGAUUCGCAAGAGGAAUGCAGAGAAAAGGCUAUUACAGAAGAGAAGAAAACCAUUGCAAAAGGUAUUCUUAAAAAGGGUAUUGCAAAAGCUAAGCUCGCUGAACGAAGAAUGUCAAAGCAAAGCUCCGUGGAUUCUGAAACAUCUUCAGUGUGCUCAACUCCUGCAUCAGCUAAUAGUGCUGCUGAACCGAUGCCAUCUUUUUAUAAAGCACCCAAACCUUAUACUAAAGAUGAGGAGGCAAAUGUUACUAGCAAAGCAGAGAUAAAAUUGAGUUCGACUCAAAGUUCAAAUAAUAGUACAUUAAAAAGUGAAAUAAUUAGUUCCAAGAAUGCACCAUUAUGGGACAAUUCGUCAUAUUCAAAUGAAAGAAAAUUGCAAGAAAGAUCUCAGAAUUGGAGUACAAUAUCAUCUACAAUUGAUUCAGAAUUAAGUGGCUGGCGAGAACAGAUGGAGGAAAGUUUGAGAAGGCUAUCUCCUGAUGAUGAGAGAUCAUCAAAUAAAUCAUAUAAUUUGGCCAAAUUUGAAGAUGACAAGCCACUAGUCCCAAUAGCUCGUAGUUACAAAAAAUUCACUUUUACCAAAGAUGGAGCUUGUAUUACAGAGACUAAGAAAAUUUAUACCACACCUGGAGCAGAUGGCUCCUGGACAAAAGUGGAAAAGAAAACAAAAAUCACUACCCGCCCUGGAAAUGUUGAAGAAUUCGAAAAAUUUCGAGAUCUUCAUCUCAGAAAUGAUUCGCCAUGUCUUGCAAGAUCAGACAGCCAAAGUUCAUCUGGUUCAAAUGAGGUGUAUGAUGACAUAUUCGACAGUUGGACAGGCGAUACUAUGAUGUGUAAUAUGAGAAAAAUGAAUAAUAUGUUUCAGAAGUUUUCAAAAGAUCCAUUUCUUCGUAAAGAAAGAAGACGAAAUCCCUUCAGAUUAUUUCGAAGAACUGAAAGUGAACGAAAUGAACGUGAUAAAAAGAAAUUUGAAAUCCGCAGUGGGCGAUCCGCAGAUAGAGAAUCCUCUGAAAACGAAGAAGAUUGUGAUUUACAUUUUGAUGAUUCCAGUGCAGUUGUAUAUGGAUCACAGGGUCUUUGGCAGUUCUUAAGAUCAGCUAAUAGAGGCUUUCCUAGUCGAGUCACCAUCCAACAUGAGCCAAUAACAUAUGGAAGAUCUGUUAGUCAAGAUCGUUCCGAGUCUAAAUUUGAACCUCAGUGGCGAAGAUGUGGGUCCAGAGCCAGCAGUGGUUACAAUACAGGAACUCGUUCUCAGAGCAGAGAUAGAACAGAGAGUCCAAGAGAAAAGGUAUUAAGAUUUGUUUUUGAAUCUCCAAAUGAAGGUUUUUGUAAGGAGUCAAGUGUUCGAGAUUCUCCUAGUCGACAUGAAAAGUGGUCUCUUAAAAGAAAUAUAUCAAGACAUAACCCACGUCGAGACAGUGGAGUUGGUAGUGACGGAUAUGAAUCUGAAUAUUCUAUUAGACAAAGUCCUUCAGAUGAAUUUUCUAGAACUGGUAGAGUAUCGUCUAUGUCAUCCAUUCAGGGUGGUGGAAAGCAGGAAAUGAUUAAAAACUUUAUGAAAUCCUGGUCAAAAGAUUUUAUGUCACCACCGAUCUCACCAACGUCGCUAGGUAGUAGUAAAGAGCCAACUGAAAAUUUCCCAGAAAGUAGAAAACAUAGAGUAGAACAGUGGUUGCAUAUGAAUUCAGAUGAUCCAUUUGAAGUUUAUAAUGACCCUUAUCCAAGCCUUAGUUCAAGAAAAUCUAGCACUCAUAGCAAUACUUCUGGUUAUGCCACCAUGCGCCCUCGUGAAUAUUUUCAAUACAAUCGCUCAUCUAGUGAUAAACUAGCAGGCUGUGCUGACUUUUUCCCCUCAUUUGAUGAGACUCAGCGUAGAAGAAGUCAGAGCUUGAACAAAGAAGCUGAAGCAAGUAAAAUGCGCUUUAGGUCUUCCACAUAUAGUCCAGUUUCGGAAGAAAGCAUUAGAGAAACUAACCGCAGUGAUGGCUCUCAUUCUGGCUCUUCUGUUCAUCAAAUCAAUUUCACAUUUUCAGAUGGUAGAGCUGCAUCUAGUCAUGCAAAUCCCUCAACUGCUACCAGAAUUGUCAGACAUUAUAGUAGCUCCAAUGAUGGGAGUAUUGUCGAAUCUUCUGGACCUGCUAGUUUCCGGGUAGAGCAGGUUUCGCCCAGAGUGCACUCACAACCUGUAGUUCAAAUGAGAGUUUCUAUUAAUAGGAAUCGGGACAAUCAAAUGGUUCAAGCAUCUUCCCAACCUAAGGGCUUAUGGGAACAGCAAGAAACAUUGGCUCCCAGUAAAACAGAUUCUACUACAAGGGUACCAUCCCCUGUACCUGGCAUACGACAGUUUUCAACUGAGGUUCAGCAUUGUAUCGGAGGAUCUGAAAGUUCUCCUCAAAUGUCGGUCCAAUGUGAUGUUGGGAAUAGCGGAAAACAAUCGCCUAGAAAUGCUCAAUCAGGUAAGAACAGUCCCUAUAAACCUCAUUUGCCAUCUGAAAACAGCAUUUGGGAUAUGGCAUGUCCUCCAACUUGCAUGGAUUCUGAGCUUACUAACAUUAAUCAGAGUGUUCCCAAAUUAACACCAUCCGAAAAUUUAUUUGCAUCUAAUGAUUUGAAUAACCGUCCAAAAAAAUUGCUCUUGCUUAAAAUGGGAUAUGACAGGGAUGAUGGGAUAAACUCAAAAUCUCAAUCAUCUAUUUCAAAUGGUGCAAAUACCCCAGAUAGUCUUGAGGAUCUCACUAUGGAUCAGCAGAUUCCACCUGAUAAUUCAUGUGGUGCUAAGGAUGCAAUCAGUCCUAACUAUUGUGAAUCACCCAUCAAAGAAAAAACGGAUUUUCAUGUAGAGGUUAAACCCUUGGGUAUUCUUUGGAAUACUGGAACUCCCCAAAUUAAUUCUAAGAUGGAAAAUGGUAAGUGUUCCAAUUUUGCUCACAUUCCAAGCCCCCCUCUUAGUAGACUCUCAGAUGAGUCUGAAAAAUGUGAUUUACAGCAAAAAUGUCUGGAGAAAACCACUUCAGAAAUCGGAAGUAUAUGGAAUCAAAAGAAUACCAACCAAACAUUCGAUUUGCUAAAAAAUCUCUUGUCUGACGAUGGCCUUGAAAGCUUCAGCUCUUCAAAGUGUGUUUUAAGCUCAUCCCAUUCGACUCAAAGUUAUUGCUCAGAUCCCACCUUCAAUGAAAAUUCUGUUGAUCAGAAGAAAAUCAUUGGGAAACGCAUUUCUGUGAUAGAUAAUAUUGAACUCGAGCGAAUAGCUCAUCGUGAUAAGCUUCAUAAAAUCUCAAUCAUGGAUGACUUACAAAGUCCAAAAGAAGUGUUGCGACAGGCCAUGAAAAUCUGCGAUACGUUAGAUCCAAUUUAAAGACUUAAUCUAAUCUUUAGGCUUUAUUGUUAUUAUAGGAUUCUAAAUUUGGAUUUGAAAUUAAAAUAUAUUCUAAGAAAGUUAACUUUUAAGCUAUCAUCCCUUAAUUUUAAAGAAUAGAUAAAUUUUUAUUCAUAUUUUCCAUCAGAAAUACAAGAAUUCCUAGACUCACCUCUAUGUAUUUCAAAAACUCUUGCCCAAAAUAAUGUCUAGAAAAUGUGCGUCUUAUAUGUUGCAAAUUAAUAUUUUAGUAACGGAAAAUAAAGUUAUCGAAAUCUGACAAAUUUUUUAAUGUUAAUGACUAUGAAAGUAUUAAAAGUAUCAAAACCAGUUUGAUUGUCUGAGGAAGCUGAAAGGUGAUAUUGAUUAUCAACUUUUUCUGACUUUAGUUUUGUUUGACAAAAGUUUACAAUAGGAUGCUGCUGUUAUUUUGGCCAUUUUAAUUUAUUUCCAAAAAUUGGAAAAAUGAUUUAAAAUGAGAUAUUAAAAUGAAUAUGAGAUAUAUUAAUAUGAGAUACAUUAAAAUGAGAUAUGAAAUAAGAAGUAGCUAUAAAAAUAAUAGGAAAUUGGUGAGAUUUCAUAUACAAUAAAAGGGCACUCUAUUCUUUUUUUCUCACAUAAAUACUAACUUGUAUGACCUAAAAUAUGUGUAUUUUUAUGUUAUUUUUGAUUAGAAUUUUAAAAACAUAAUAAAUGAUUCUGCAAGAGUUGUAAGUGCAAAAUUUUGAAUUGAGUGCUGAACUCUAUUGUUCUUACUUAAAGUUCUUUGUAUGGAAGUAUUGAUUUUUAUAACUGUGUAUAUAUGCGAGGAAAUCAAUUCAGAUGUGGUUCAAUCUAAUAUUGUUGAAUUUGUAGUUUAACUGCAAAGUUUAAAUUAUAAUUAAAAUUUCGAUUGCUACAUUUACUUUAUUGUCCAUUAAGUUUUUUAUCCACUAAGUUGUAAAAUAUGAAUUUAAACAUUCUCAUUGCAUCUAUAUUUAACUUUAAGAGAUGAUAGCUCUAAAAUGUGUAGAAUUUGUAAAUAUUACGUGUAAAUAAAAAUUUGUUGUAUUAAUAAUAGAAAAUAUAACAUUUUACAAAAUGUAUUAAUUUUAAAGAAAUGCUGAAAAGAAUGCUUUUUUUGCCUAUUUUUGUCUUGAAAUUGUUGAUAUCUGCAAAUUUUAACAUAAGAUUAUGUGCAUGUUAUGUUUUUUUUUUACUGAAAAUAAAAUGUUGCAUGAAGAUUGUAAAAGCUUCCUAAAAUGAUUAUGCUGUGAUUUCAUCUGUUUCCCUUAUUUAAUGAUCACCCAUUUUAGAAUGAGUUUAACGCAAUUUGAUUCUGUGAAGUCUUAAAAUCUAAUAAAUGUUUUGUUUGUAGA
Molecule: messenger RNA, 6991 nt
Organism: Parasteatoda tepidariorum (common house spider)
Lineage: Eukaryota; Metazoa; Arthropoda; Arachnida; Araneae; Theridiidae
Biological process (GO): intracellular signal transduction; microtubule cytoskeleton organization; protein phosphorylation
Cellular component (GO): cytoplasm
Molecular function (GO): tau-protein kinase activity; ATP binding
Source: RefSeq, a predicted model, not a curated record